UCCGGAGGGGUGGGGUCCCAGCCAUGGGGCUCACCAGACAGUACCUGCGGUACGUGGCCGGCGCCGUCUUCGGCCUGGUCGGCAGCCAGAAGGGCAACGCGGUCUUUGUGACGCUGCGCGGCGAGAAGGGGCGCUACGUGGCCGUCCCGGCCUGUGAGCACGUGUUCAUCUGGGACCCCCGCAAAGGGGAGAAGAUUCUCAUCCUGCAAGGACUCAAGCAAGAGGUCAGCCGUCUGUGCCCGUCCCCAGAUGGGCUGCACCUGGCCGUCGGCUACGAGGACGGGACCGUCCGCAUCUUCAGUCUCCUGAGCGGAGAGAACACGGUCACCUUCAACGGGCACAAGGCGGCGGUCACGGCCCUCAAGUACGACCAUCUCGGGGGCCGCCUGGUGUCCGGCUCUAAGGACACGGACGUCAUCGUGUGGGACGUGAUCAACGAAAGCGGUCUCUUCCGCCUCAAGGGGCACAAGGAUGCGGUGACCGAGGCCUUGUUCCUGCGGGAGAGAGACCUGCUGGUUACCAGUGGGAAGGACACUAUGGUGAAGUGGUGGGACCUGGACACCCAGCAUUGUUUCAAGACCAUGGUGGGGCACCGGACCGAGGUUUGGGGCCUGGCCCUGGUGUCGGACGACCGGCGUCUCAUCACCGGAGCCGCCGACAGCGAGCUGAGGGCGUGGGACAUCACCUGGGCCCAGCCAAGGGAUCCCGCAGAACCGGAGGCCAAGAGAGCCAGAGGGCCGCCCCCCGCCACGCCUGGGGAACCUCAGGAGGAAGAGGAUGAGGCCCCCGAAGAGCGCAUCCUGAGCUGCACCAAAGCCGGAUCCAUCAUGCGGGAGGGCCGAGACCGCGUGGUCGGCCUGGCCGCCGACCGCACCGGCACCGUUCUCGCCUGCCACGGCUCGGACUCUGUGCUGGAGCUGUUCCGGGUCCUUUCCGAGGAGGAGAUCCAGAAGAAGAUCGAUAAGAGAAUGAAACUGGCCAGAAAGAAAGCCAAGUCCGCUCUUGCCGACGGGGACGCCGCGGGCCCGGAGCCCGGCCCGGGGCUGACCCUGCAGGACCAGAUCCGCCGGAUGGUCAACGUCAAGGCCUCAGCCAAGAUCAAGUCCUUCGACUUGAUCCGGGGCCCGCGGGGGGAGGUGAAAGCCGCCCUGCUGCUUCAGAACAACCAGGUGGAGCUGGUGAGCGUGACCCCGGCCCAGCCGGUGCCCCAGGUGGUCAGAGGGGCCCAGAUCUCCACGGGGGGCCACCGGACCGACGUCCGGACUCUGUCCUUCAGCUCCGACAACAUCGCCGUCCUCUCCGCUUCCGCCGAGUCCGUCAAGAUCUGGAACAGGUCGACGCUGCAGUGCAUCCGGACCCUGGCCUGCGAGUACGCCCUCUGCUCGCUCUUCGUGCCCGGUGACCGGCAGGUGAUCGUGGGGACCAAGAAGGGGAAGCUGCAGCUGUACGACCUGGCCUCGGCCAGCCUGCUGGAGACGGUGGAGGCUCACGCGGGCGCCGUGUGGUCCAUCUCCCUUUCCCCAGAUCAGCGGGGCUUCGUAACGGGCGGGGCCGACAAGACGGUCCGCUUCUGGGACUUCCAUCUGGUCAAGGAUGCCGACGGUCCCCAGAAGCGGCUGUCGGUGGGGGAGGCGCGCACCUUGCAGCUGGACGAGGAGGUGCUCUGCGUGCGCUACGGCCCCGACCGGAAGCUGCUGGCCGUGUCCCUGCUGGACUGCACCGUGAAACUCUUCUACGUCGACACGCUCAAGUUCUUCCUCUCGCUGUAUGGCCACAAGCUGCCGGUUCUGUGCAUGGACAUCUCCUCCGAUGGGCAGCUCCUGGCGACUGGCUCCGCCGACAGGAACGUGAAGAUCUGGGGUUUGGACUUCGGGGACUGCCACCGUUCCCUGUUCGCCCACGCUGACAGCGUGAUGUUCUUGCAGUUUGUGCCCAAAACCCACCUGUUCUUCACGGCGGGCAAGGACAACAAGAUCAAGCAAUGGGACGCGGACAAGUUUGAGCACGUGCAGACGCUGGAGGGUCACCACCACGAGGUGUGGUGCUUGGCCGUCAGCCCCAGCGGGGACCACCUGGUGUCCGCCUCCCACGACAAGUCCCUGCGCCUCUGGGAGCGGACGCGGGAGCCGCUCGUCCUGGAGGAGGAGAGGGAGAUGCAAAGAGAAGCAGAGUACGAGGACAGCGUGGCCAAGGAAGACCAGCCCGUGGUGCCCGGGGAGGCCCAGGGCGAGGCCAGCUUGGCUGGGAAGAAGACCAUUCAAACAGUCAAGGCUGCCGAAUGCAUUAUGGAAGCGGUGGAGCUGUUCCGGGAAGAGACGGCCAAAAGGGCUGAGCACGCGGCCGUCUGCAAGGCUGCUGGGAAGGAGGUUCCUCUUCCUCCCAACCCCCUGCUGCAAGCUCUCGGGAACAUCUCGCCCUCGGAUUAUGUCCUGGAGGUGCUGAAAAAAGUCAAGUCCAGCGAGCUGGAGGAGUCUCUGCUGGUCCUGCCCUUCUCCUACGUUCCAGAUCUCCUCCUGCUCUUCAACCAGUUCAUCCAGCUUGGGCAGGACGUGGAGCUCCUGUGCCGCUGCCUUCUCUUCCUCCUCCGGGUCCACUUCGGCCAGAUCACCAGCAACCAGAUGCUGGUGCCGGCCAUCGAGAAGCUGAAGGAAACCACCGUCUCCAAAGUUGGCCACGUGCGGGACAACAUCGGCUUCAACAUCGCCGGGCUGGAGUUUCUCAAGAGGGAGAUCGAGGCCCGGGAGGACGUCACGUUUUUUGCGGACGCCACCGACCGAGUGGCAGAGAGGAGGAGGAAGCGGAAGAAGAGAGAGAAGCUGGUUCUCGCCAUGACCUGAAUCUUCCCGGCUCCUUGGAACUCUUGUUAGUCCCCAUCCCGCCCCCGCCACCCCGCUCCCUGCCCCUGCUGCUGAGCGUCUGGACUGUCCUCACCCUGCUCCGGUCAGCUGGACACGGGCCUCGGACUCCUCCUGCGGGCGGACGGACGGACGGACCUCCUGCCCCUCCUGGUUCUCGCCGCCGGAGAGCGGGGUCUCCGGACCUUUCCGUGUCGUGGUGGACACCGGCCCCUCUCAGUAAAAAAAAUUUGGACUUGG
Messenger RNA from Ornithorhynchus anatinus (platypus), 3095 nucleotides. It is a transcript of the gene WDR3, whose product is annotated as WD repeat domain 3. Gene Ontology annotation, molecular function: snoRNA binding; protein binding. NCBI's taxonomy places the organism in Eukaryota, Metazoa, Chordata, Mammalia, Monotremata, Ornithorhynchidae. Gene Ontology annotation, cellular component: Pwp2p-containing subcomplex of 90S preribosome; small-subunit processome. The transcript has 26 exons. Gene Ontology annotation, biological process: maturation of SSU-rRNA. The record is from RefSeq and is a predicted model, not a curated record. Bases 24 to 2837 code for a protein of 937 amino acids.